CCGCGAGGCGCCGACGAGGGUGCACGGCAGGUGAUGGUGCAUGGUCCUCAGCGAACCACCUGUGCCUCAGAUAACUGGUCACCACCCAUUCAAAUAUUGCACAGUGCUGCCUCAGGACCAGGUCAGGGAGUGGCAGAACAAGUCCUUUCUUGUGCUGCCUCAGGACCAGGUCAGGGAGUGGCAGAACAAGUCCUUUCUUGUGCUGCCUCAGGACCAGGUCAGGGAGUGGCAGAACAAGUCCUUUCUUGUGCUGCCUCAGGACCAGGUCAGGGAGUGGCAGAACAAGUCCUUUCUUGUGCUGCCUCAGGACCAGGUCAGGGAGUCAGGAUUAGACUUUUUCUGUGCUGGCUUGGUGAGGGCGUGAAGGUGGUCCACUGAGGAUACUCUGGAGCAGUGUUACUUUAGGUGGCAGUGCAGACGCAGGAUCCGGAAUGGCGCUGUUUUUCUGAGCCUCCCUUCAUCAGCAGCAUGGUGUAGUACCGGUAAGUCUGUAGCUAGACAUUUAGAUGUUUUGAUUUCAAUGGAAUAUUCUGUGUAUUAGUGGAGUAAUUUGUUUCUAGUAUUAUUAUUUAUAUUUUACAGCAUCAUUAUAGAAUUAUUGUGAAUGCUGAUCAAUUAAAAAGAGAAAUCUA
Eriocheir sinensis (Chinese mitten crab) is the source of this 632-nucleotide messenger RNA. RefSeq lists its product as uncharacterized. The transcript is spliced from 9 exons. NCBI's taxonomy places the organism in Eukaryota, Metazoa, Arthropoda, Malacostraca, Decapoda, Varunidae. The coding region runs from base 41 to 364 and encodes 107 amino acids. The record is from RefSeq and is a predicted model, not a curated record.